This is a messenger RNA of Bombina bombina (fire-bellied toad), 2840 nucleotides long. RefSeq names its product phosphatidylinositol 4-kinase type 2 alpha (gene PI4K2A). The record is from RefSeq and is a predicted model, not a curated record. Gene Ontology annotation, biological process: endosome organization; Golgi organization; phosphatidylinositol phosphate biosynthetic process. The transcript is spliced from 9 exons. The coding region runs from base 70 to 1464 and encodes 464 amino acids. Lineage: Eukaryota; Metazoa; Chordata; Amphibia; Anura; Bombinatoridae. Gene Ontology annotation, molecular function: 1-phosphatidylinositol 4-kinase activity. Gene Ontology annotation, cellular component: endosome; lysosomal membrane; plasma membrane.
GGUUUUGUUACUGUCGUUGUUGACUGAGCUGUCACCGGCUGCAGUUGUCUGUGGUGGCUCUUUUUUAGAAUGGAUGAGACCAGCCCAUUGGUGUCUCCGGUUAGGGACCAUAGUGAUUACACCACGCAGUCACCCAGCUCCCCGGUGUCACCCGCUCAGCUCAGCCCCGCUGCCCGUCUCGCUGCGGUACCUGGAGUAGUAGUGAGGAUCCCGGCCUCUUCUCAGUGUGGGUCUUCCCCUCCGGGGUCUCCUGGGGACAGAGAGAGGCAGCCCUUACUGGACCGUUCCCAACAGCGGGCAUCAGCCGCCCUGGCUCAGCAAAGGAAUGAUUUCCCCGAUGACCCGGAGUUUGGUGAGACGGUUAAAAAGGCGGAGAUGGCCAUAGAACGGGGGAACUUCCCGGAGAGGAUCUAUCAGGGCUCUAGCGGCAGCUAUUUUGUGAAGGAUGAGCCGGGGCAGGAAAUCAUUGCUGUUUUCAAGCCUAAAACGGAAGAACCGUAUGGACAACUUAACCCUAAAUGGACAAAGUGGUUACAGAAACUAUGUUGUCCAUGUUGUUUUGGAAGAGACUGUCUUGUUCUUAAUCAGGGAUACCUCUCGGAAGCUGGAGCCAGUUUAGUAGACCAAAAAUUAGAACUGAACAUUGUUCCCCGUACAAAGGUUGUAUAUCUUUCUAGUGAAACAUUUAACUAUAGCGCCAUUGACAGGGUAAAAUCAAGAGGAAAGCGCCUAGCUUUGGAGAAAGUGCCAAAAGUAGGACAGAGAUUUAAUCGGAUUGGAUUGCCUCCUAAGGUUGGCUCCUUCCAGCUGUUUGUUAAAGGCUAUAAAGAUGCUGACUUCUGGUUACGGAGAUUUGAGGCAGAACCUCUUCCUGAGAACACCAACCGGCAGCUUCAGUUGCAGUUUGAGAGAUUAGUGGUUUUAGAUUACAUCAUCAGAAACACAGAUAGGGGUAACGACAACUGGCUUAUCAAGUAUGACUAUCCAAUGGACAGCUCAGCUUCCCGGGAUUCUGACUGGGUAUUAGUAAGAGAACCAAUUAUUAAGAUUGCUGCAAUCGAUAAUGGUUUGGCUUUUCCUUUAAAACAUCCAGACUCAUGGAGAGCAUAUCCAUUUUAUUGGGCAUGGUUAUCUCAAGCAAAAGUUCCCUUUUCCCAAGAAAUCAAAGAACUCAUCCUUCCGAAAAUCUCAGAUCCUAAUUUUAUCAAAGAUUUGGAGGAAGAUUUAUAUGAAUUAUUUAAGAAGGAUCCUGGUUUUGACAGAGGUCAGUUUCACAAGCAGAUUGCAGUUAUGAGAGGUCAAACCCUAAACUUGGCUCAGGCUCUUAAAGAUGGGAAGAGCCCACUGCAGCUUGUCCAAAUGCCUCCUGUUAUUGUAGAAACUGCAAGGUCACAUCAGAAAAGCUCAAGUGAGUCCUAUACACAGAGUUUCCAGAGCAGAAAGCCGUUCUUUUCCUGGUGGUAGUGAACCGCACACAGGAGAUCUGACAGUUUUAAUGACAAGAUGUCAUUGCUCAGCUGUAGAAGGAACACGCUGGACGUUGGCAAAAUGAGAACAACUCUUCAGACUUGGCAUACUGACACUGACAAGAUUGCCUUAUGAGGACUGUUUAAGUUGUUUAUUUACUGUUAAGGAAUGUAUUCCCAGGUGCGCAGUUUAACCCUCUGCAAGCUCACUGCAAAUUUAUUACCAUUCCAAGUGCAUGCAAGUGGCAAAGUCUGCUUCUGUAAUGGAAUGUACCACUGCCUAAUCCCCAAAUAUCUAUCUUGUUCUCUUCCAGAAAACUGAAUAACUGCAUCCACAACUGUCAAACAACCUUAUGUCUACAGAACACUGUUAGAUAAAAUGUAAAACCUAACUUAGAAAAGCCUAGUCAUGCACUCUAGUAAAAAUAGCUAGACUUACCAGAGUGGUAAUUAAUGUGCAUGUACUAGAUAUUUCACUAUAUUAAUCUUACUAUCACUUUAUCUCCAUAUAUUUAUAAGUUGCAUGCACUCUGUAAGUGCAUGUCCGUUUUUAAACACGGUGAAACCAGCUUUGUGAUGCAGACAGUGUUUUUCACCAUGUGAACUAAUCACCCUUGCUUGAAUCCCAAAGUAAUGGUAAAAAACCCUCAGUGAGGGUUUAAUUUAUAUUUUUUAAGGGAUGAAUAUGGACAUUUUGCUUUCUCGUUAAUCUGGUAUGCAGCUACUUUAUUAUCCUUCUUAAUGUAUUGACAAUGAGGAUGUGGUAGGACAAUACAUUAAAGCCAAAUUUUAGGCCUGUUUAGAUUAAACCUUAAAAAGUUGGAGUCUAUAGUAAUUCAAACGUUGCUUUCUGCAUUUGUUUAAUAGUCAUGUUGGCUAUUUAAAUGAAGGUUUAUGAAGAGGUUCCAGAUGUGUGCUGUGCUGCCUAUGCUAAGAGCUGUUAAUGCCAGUCGUUUUGCAUUGCUUGCCACAGGUAUCAUUCAGUUCUCUAGAGCAAAACAAAGAACUGACUAUUAAUACUAAGAAUAUGCACUUAAGAUGUAUACACUGCAGUGUGACCGUCUGCCUUUACAGAUUCAUGCAUGGUACUCUUGUCCUAUAACUUGGUCCCUGCAUUUCUGUCUGUUAACCCCUUGGUUGCCAUAGAGGGCUGCGGGGCAAUGCGUUGAUAAUCCUUUAUAGGAUGCUCCGUAGCUGUUAUUGUGAACAAAGGUUAACUUUAUAGUCGGAUCACUGGUACUGUAAUUCCACUCCUGCCAGUAAAAAAGAAUCACCCUGCUACUUUCUGACCCUGCAGGAUUUGCAACUACUUGUACUGCAAAGUAUUGCUGUACGCAGCGGCUGCUAACAGGGUAAUAAAGUUAUGUUUUACAA